Messenger RNA from Cuscuta campestris, 850 nucleotides. Lineage: Eukaryota; Viridiplantae; Streptophyta; Magnoliopsida; Solanales; Convolvulaceae. The record is from the annotation of a GenBank genome assembly.
CUUUAUACAAAACAUUCAUCAAAAGAGAAAGAUCGAAGCUUUUUCCGUUUUCCGAAGAAGAUUCAAGAAACAGUGCAAUGAGAGAUGGGGGGAGAACCUCGGAGAUCGUGACGUGCGAGAAACACCCUUCGGCUUCCUCUGUCGGAAUCUGCUCUCGCUGCCUGAAAGACCGGCUCUUGGAGCUUGUCUGCUCGGAUUGCGGGGAGAAUCGCGUCUCUUCGUGCUCUUUCUCUGAUGUUUCUUCUUCCCGGAUCUCGUUCUUGAUCGAGAACGAGAGGGGGUUCGAUCAGCUGAAGGCGGCGGCGGCGGCGGCGGGGAGGGGGCUUCGCCGGAGCAGCAGCAACCGCGAGGAGAUCAAGAAGAGCGGAAACGGGUUCUGGAAGAUCAAGAGCCUGUUCGGGAAAAUCAAGAACCGGGGAAUCGACGACCACCAGGUGUUCGACGAAAUGCGCGUGUCGAGAUCGAGGUCUCUGUGCAGCUUCCGAGACGACGGCUCCGACCAGUUCAGAUUCUCCGGCGCGAAGAUCUCAGAUGCCACGGCCUGGUCGAUGCCCGGUUCCGAUUACCCGAGGAACGGUGAAGAUUCAGCAACCUGGGUAGACACGAAGCCCCGCAUUUCCUCCGACCGCCACCUGUCUUGGUCUGGCAGAGGAAUAAUGCGGUUGGGUUCUUGCAGAGUGACGGCGAACGGCGGGGAGGAAUCGGAGAAAGGAAGGAAGAGAGGCCGGAAAAGGUACAGAGUAUGGAAGUGGAUGACAUGGCAAAAGUGAAGUGGUGACCCUUUUUGCUUCUUUCAAAAUCUUUAUGUAUAUAUAUAUAUUUUCAUCUUCUCCACAAGCUCUUCAUGAUC